This is a messenger RNA of Salvelinus namaycush (lake trout), 2625 nucleotides long. RefSeq names its product multiple C2 and transmembrane domain-containing protein 1-like. Lineage: Eukaryota; Metazoa; Chordata; Actinopteri; Salmoniformes; Salmonidae. The record is from RefSeq and is a predicted model, not a curated record. Gene Ontology annotation, cellular component: synaptic vesicle membrane. Gene Ontology annotation, biological process: regulation of neurotransmitter secretion. Bases 84 to 2225 code for a protein of 713 amino acids. The transcript is spliced from 20 exons. Gene Ontology annotation, molecular function: calcium ion binding.
UGAUGCUGUGUGUGUCUGUGUGUGUUAGGUUGUGUGUUUAACACUGUAUUUUUAAACGUCUGUCUCCCCUCUCUCCCCAGGUUAUGGGUGCCACUGAUGCCUCGGGGGUUAACUCAGACAGAGCUCUGCCCAGCUCAGAGAUGUACCAGCUGGACAUAGUGCUGAAGAGAGGACACAACCUGGCCAUACGGGACAGAGGAGGUACCAGUGAUCCGUAUGUGAAGUUUAAGCUGUGCGGGAAAGAGGUGUUUCGCAGUAAGACCAUCCACAAGAACCUUAACCCUGUCUGGGACGAGGGGACUAAACUACUGGUGGACAGUCUGCAGGAUCCUCUCUAUGUCAAGGUGUUUGACUAUGACUUCGGCCUUCAGGAUGACUUCAUGGGUUCAGCUUACCUCUACCUGGAGUCCCUGGAGCAACAGCGGGCGAUACCAGUUACUCUAACACUGCAGGACCCUCACUACCCUGAUGUAGACCUGGGAACACUGGAGCUGACCGUCACCUUAAGGCCUAAAGACGGCUCCAUAGAUGAGCCGCACAGAGAUGCCACUACCAUGCUGCUCAAACGGGCCUGGAGGCGAUCCAGUAAGCAGCAGUCAGUGCGUCUGGCAGAGCUGCACCGUAAGCACCAGCUGUGGAGAGGCAUCGUCAGCAUCUCUCUGAUCGAAGGUCGCGACCUUUGCCCCAUGGACCCUAAUGGCCUCAGUGACCCCUAUGCGAAGUUCAGACUGGGAAACCAGAAGUACAGGAGCAAGACCAUGCCUAAGACGCUGUGUCCCCAGUGGAGAGAGCAGUUUGAUCUGCACAUGUAUGAAGAGACAGGAGGAGUGCUUGAAAUUGCAGUCUGGGACAAAGAUACAGGACGCAGGGAUGACUUCAUAGGACGCUGUACAUUAGACUUGUCCACCCUCGCUAAGGAACACACCCAUCGGUUAGAGCUGACGUUGGAGGAGUCCCGGGGCUCUGUGGUGCUGCUGGUCACUCUGACAGCAUCCUCACACGUCUCCAUCGCCGACCUGUCGCUCACCCCGCUCGACGACCCCAUCGAACGCAGGGAGAUCAUGGGCCGAUAUGGCAUGUUCCGGCCCCUGUCUAACUUGAAAGAUGUGGGGAUAGUUCAGGUCAAGGUGAUGAGAGCUGAGGGCCUCAUGGCUGCCGAUGUCACAGGUAAGAGUGAUCCUUUCUGUGUUUUGGAGCUGAAUAACGACCGGUUACAAACACACACCAUCUACAAGAACCUCAACCCGGAAUGGAACAAAGUCUUCACCUUUAAUGUGAAGGACAUCCACUCUGUGUUGGAGGUGACAGUGUUUGAUGAAGACCGAGACAGGAGCGCUGACUUCUUGGGGAAAGUGGCCAUCCCACUGUUACAUAUCCAGAAUGGAGAACAGAAGGGUUAUGUAUUGAAGAAUAAGGAGAUGACUGGACCAACUAAAGGACUCAUCUACCUAGAGUCUGACGUCAUCUAUAGCACUGUGAAGGCAGGCUUGAGGACGAUAGUUCCACCAGAGCAGAAGUACAUUGAGGAAGAACCCAAAGUGUCUAAACAUUUGCUCCAGCAGAACUUUAACCGAGUGAAGAGGUGCAUCAUGUUCGUGAUAAACAUUGGAACCUUCAUUAACAGCUGCUUUGAGUGGGAGUCACCUCAGAGGAGCAUCAGUGCCUUCCUGUUCUUUGUGGUAGUAGUGUGGAACUUUGAGCUCUAUAUGGUGCCUGGGGCUCUGCUGCUGCUGUUGACGUGGAACUACUUCAUCACUGCAGGCAGGGAGUCAGGAGACACGGCAGGAGAAGCCACGUUUGAGUGGGAGGAGGAGGAAGAGGAGAAAGAUGACAAGGAUUCAGAGCGUAAGGGCUUCAUGGAUAAGCUGUAUGCCCUCCAGGAUGUGUGUGUCAGUGUACAGAGUGCCUUGGAUGACGUGGCCUCCUAUGGAGAGAGGAUAAAGAAUACAUUUAACUGGACAGUGCCUUUCCUGAGUUGGCUGGCCAUAUCUGUUCUGUGUGUGGCUACAGUCCUCCUCUACCUCAUCCCUCUGCGAUACCUCGUGCUCGCCUGGGGUGUGAAUAAGUUUACUAAGAAGCUCAGGAAUCCGUACCUGAUCGAAAACAAUGAGGUGCUAGACUUCCUCUCUAGAGUCCCCUCAGACGUACAAGUGAUGCAGUAUCGGGAGCUGAAGUUCGAUCCAGGACAGAGCCCCAGCAAACGAAAGAAGACCAACCUUGGCUAGACACACACACACAAUGGACUCUGUCUCGGAGGGAUAUUCAACUCUCCCAUACUUUGUAAAUAGGGUACGCAACUGUAAACAUUGUAAAACAAAUAGUAUAGAAUUUUUUUAUAUUAUGAAUAUUUCAUCAUUAUGAUUAAGACUAGUGCUAGUUUUAUUUUGUAUGUUUUAGUUAUUGUGGAAGUCACAGCCCAAAGAGAACACAGUGUAUGUUUUUUUACUCCUUUUCUUUGUUUGGUCACAAUAUCAUUUUAUAAAACGGGUUCAAACAUUUCAGAAUUUUUUUAAUUGAAAGAUUCCCUUCUGGAGACGUGUGUGCUUUCCCCCGACUAGAUACCUGGAUACCUGCAUACCUGUACAAGAUCAGCACAGGGACACACACUAGCCUCCAGGACUAAGU